UUGACCUGCACCUCAAGUCAGAUUAGAUUUUGUUGAUAAACAAUAAUUGUACAUAAUUUUUUUAUCAGUUUAUUAUUUUCUAAAGUAAAAUACAUUUUAAGUUUCAUUCGAUUUUUAUGUGUAUAAUGAAUCCCAACAACAUCCAUUAAAAAAAUUCUAUCCUUGAUUCAUGUAGGUAUUUGGAGCUUUGCAAACUGUAGUUUAAUAUUAAAUUCACGACAGAAAUGCAUAAAACAUUACGAAGAACCUGGGUGUGCUAGGUAUGAGUCACCCAAUACAGUUCUUUAAUCACCGUAAUUAGUGUGAUUGCCCAGAAUGUGGACAUAUUUAGGUAAGCUUUAAGUUAUCAGGCUCCAAUCAGUUCCAAUAUUAUUUCCGACAAUGCCCGCGAUCGCGACGUACGUGUUUAUUGACCUCGAGACCACCGGUCUGCCGCAGGAAGAGAAUAACAGGACGAAAAUAACUGAAUUAAGUUUCGUUGCCGUGAAAAGGCAACAUGUCCUCGAUACGCGCAAGGGAUGUGCGCCCCGCGUCCAGCAGAAGCUUACGUUGUGCUUAAACCCCGGCAGGAUGGUACAACCCGAAGGCACCAAGGUGACGGGCCUGUGUAAUGACUUACUUGAACAGGAGCCUUUCUUUAACCAGGAGGUAUUUACAGUUAUCAACACGUUUCUUAACCUGUUCACUAAACCAGUUUGUUUAAUAGCUCAAAACGGGCACAACUUUGACUUCCCCAUAUUGAAAAAUCACUUCAACAAACUCGGUGUGAGUUUAGCUGAUGAUCUCAUGUGUGCAGAUUGCCUCCAUGGAUUCUAUGAUAUUAUGGAGAAAAAGAAAGCAAAUGAUAUAUCUACAACAGCUAUAGAAGUAACUAAAGAAAAAAAUACUAUAAGCUACACAAAUAAGACUCAAAUAGAUGAAAUAGACUUUUUCAGUGACAAUACUCUCAGUGCUCAAGCAGUUAAUGAAAGGACACCAAAACAAGCUGUUAUUGAAUGUGUAAAUAAAACACCUAAAAAAUUAAGUUCUGCAUUAGCUAUUUCAAAGGCGCGUAGAAGAUUCCCAUGGAGCAAAGGUGAGAAGCCAACUGAAAAAUAUAAGCUAAAGGAUAUCUAUUACAGAUUGUUGAAUCGUGAAGCUGUAGAUGCUCAUCAUGCGGAAAAUGACUGUUUGUUAGCUCUGGAGUGCUCUGUAGCUUUGGGGGAAGCCUUUGUUCAGUGGAUUGAUGACAAUCACUGUUUGUUUUCCGAGGUGAAACCUAUGACUGUAGGCACUCCACUUGGAAGUGUACAAUGUACAGGUUUACUUCUAUUGACGGGAAUGUUGUGGGGCUGCACGAACCCUUUCAUACGACAAGGAACUCGCGGACUGCGCAAAGUAAAAGCAGACACGAGGUUUGGCCAGGCCUGUGCUGAAAUAACAUUUUUAUUGGGUAAUUGGAAGUACGUAGUUCCCUGGCUGGUGAACCAGGCGGGUUCGCUGGUGUACCUGGUGGCGGUGCAGCGCGUGCCGCUGUCGCUGGCCGUGCCCGCCGCCAACAGCCUGGCGUUCGCCUUCACGGCGCUCACCGGCGCCGCGUUCGGUUGCGAACAGCCUUUAGACUCUGGUUCAAUACUGGGAAUAGUUUUCAUUGGCGUUGGAACAGCUCUUUGUUGCUGGGACAAAUCUGAUUAAUAAAUUAUUAAAAUUGCA
Messenger RNA from Maniola jurtina (meadow brown), 1692 nucleotides. RefSeq lists its product as uncharacterized. Gene Ontology annotation, cellular component: cytoplasm. Gene Ontology annotation, molecular function: 3'-5'-DNA exonuclease activity; nucleic acid binding. Lineage: Eukaryota; Metazoa; Arthropoda; Insecta; Lepidoptera; Nymphalidae. The coding region runs from base 382 to 1674 and encodes 430 amino acids. The record is from RefSeq and is a predicted model, not a curated record. The transcript is spliced from 4 exons. Gene Ontology annotation, biological process: DNA catabolic process.